AUGAUUCCUAUCUUUAAAAUUUACAGCGGCGACAAACACAGACUCUCUAAUGAAUCCGACACGCUCAUGAGGGCCAAUUUUCCACCUGCAGCCAUCAAACACACAAAACACACGCAAUUUCCACAGGUUUCUGACGUUAUUUUUAUCCGCAACGAGUUUCUUGGGAGCGCCAGGCCUCCCGUGUGGACUUUUAAUGACGCUGGAGUUCAUACACAGGCACACAAGGACAAACGUCUGAUUACUACAACCUCUCGAAAGCUGGACCGCGAACAGCAGGCUGAGCACGUUCUGGAGGUGACCGUUUCAGAUGGCGGAUCUUCUCCCAGACACACUACAGUAUGGGUGGUGAUUCAGGUGUUGGAUGUAAACGAUAACAAACCCACAUUCCCAGAGAAGAUGUACCAGGUGCGCUUGCCGGAGCGCAGCAGAAAACAGCGCGGUGCUCCAAUUUACCGUGUGUUUGCAUAUGACCAGGACCAGGGAGCAAAUGCAGAGCUUUCCUAUAGCAUCAUCGACGGCAAUGAAGACGGCAAGUUCAUCAUCGAUGCCAAAACUGGUGUGGUUUCAUCACCCAAGAAACAGUUCAGCGCUGGAACCUACGAUAUUCUCACCGUGAAGGCGGUGGACAACGGGCGUCCUCAGCGCUGGGCGACGGCGCGUCUGCACAUCGAGUGGAUCCGCCGUCCUCCGCCAAACCCCGUUCCACUAGCUUUUGAUGAGCCGCUCUACAACUUCACCAUCAUGGAGACCGACAGAGUGGCGGACAUCGUGGGAGUGGUGUCUGCCCAGCAACAAGGCUCCGCUUCACUGUGGUUCGACAUCACAGGUCCACGCUCUUUCCGUGAGAUGUUCUAUAUACUCCAGACUGCUUGCGGCAGGAACUGUUCUACAGAAGGCGGAGAUGUGGACAGUAUGUUUGACGUUGAGAAAGGUGUGGGCACCAUCGUCAUCGCUAAACCUCUGGACGCUGAGCAGAGAUCCUUUUACAACCUGACGCUGGAGGUUACAGACGGCACUAAUGUGGCGAACACUCAGGUUCACAUCACUGUUCUAGACAACAACGACAACCCUCCGGUUUUUUCCCAGCCCACCUAUGACAUCACGAUCACGGAGGACACGCCGCCAGACACGGAGGUGGUUCAGGUGUUAGCGUCGGACCGAGACGAGCGCCACCGCCUGACCUUCAGCCUCCAGAGCAGCGUCGACCCCAGCAGCAUGAGGCUUUUCCGCAUCGACCCUAACAGCGGGGUCAUUUAUACAGCUCGCAGACUCGACCACGAGAGCCGCACGCAGCACAUCCUCACCAUCAUGGUGAAGGAUCAAGAGUUCCCAUACAGACGAAGCCUGGCUCGUGUCUUAAUUGGUGUUGAGGAUGUGAAUGAUCACGCUCCUCUUUUCACCAUGGCGAUGUAUGAUGGACAGGUGUAUGAAUCUGCUGCGCUGGGAUCAGCUGUCUUAACGGUCACUGCACUUGAUAAGGAUAAGGGCCAGAAUGCACAGAUCAGUUACAGCAUUGACUCAGGGAACACAGGAAACACUUUUCGUAUUGAUCCUGUUUUGGGCAUCAUCUCAUUGGCUCGGGAGCUGGACUUGUCAAGCAUAGGUCACUACGUCUUGUCUGUCAAAGCAACGGAUAAUGGUUCUCCAGCACUAUCUUCAACAGCUGUUGUCCGUAUCGCAGUGACCUUAUCCAAUAAUGCCGGUCCCAAAUUUCCACAAAAUGAAUAUCAGGCGGAGAUAUCAGAAAGUGUUGCCAUAGGAACUUCAGUCGUUACAGUGAAUGCUUUAAGUCUGUCAACCCUUACCUAUGACAUUCGUCAUGGCAAUGGUCAUCGCACUUUCCGCAUCAAUCAGUAUAGUGGAGUGAUCACUACACAGAAAUCACUGGACUUUGAGACUGUUUCGUCUUAUGUUCUAAUAGUUACUGCAAGCAACAUGGCUGGACAGGCAUCAAAUGCUACAAUAACAGUUGUAGUUCUGGACCAAAAUGACAAUGCACCAGUGUUCCAACAGCUACACUACCGUGGAAGUAUCAGUGAGGGCGCUGGGCUUAACAGUGUUGUGCAGAGUGAUGAUGGACAACCACUUGUCAUAAGAGCAAGUGAUGCUGAUCGCAACCACAAUGCCCUGUUAGUGUACCAGAUCAUGGAAGAAUCUGCCAGACGCUUCUUUGCAGUAGAUGCUGGGACUGGAUCCAUAAGGACAAUUGCUCAGCUUGACCAUGAAACCACACCAAUUUUUCGUUUCCAUGUUAAUGUCAGAGACAGUGGACAUCCGCAGCUUUCAGCUGAGCGACCUGCUGAAGUGACCAUUGAGGUGCAAGAUGUUAACGACUGCUCGCCAAAGUUUUCCCAGGAUUCUUAUGAAGCUGUCCUUUUGCUGCCAACCUAUGAAGGUGUAGAAGCCCUCCAAGUUUUUGCUACUGAUCCUGAUGGUAAUGGCCAAUCAGAGCUCACCUACUCACUGACAGAUGGCAGCCUAGAACAUUUUAGCAUUGAACCAAGCACUGGUCUGUUGACUGUGAGAAACAGUACAUUUAGCAAAGAGCGAUUCCGCUUUAAUGUCCGUGUUUCAGAUGGACGCUUUUCAAGCACUGCUCUGGUGACUGUUUUGGUUCAUGAGGCUCUGGACAGUGGGCUGGCUUUUACUCACAGUGCUUAUAAUGCCAACAUUGAGGAGAACAAUGGCAACAUAACAACAGUUGCUGUAGUUACAGCACUAGGCAACAAGUUGAAUGAACCCCUGCGCUAUACUUUGCUGAAUGCAGGUGGGAAAUUUCGCAUUAAGCCAACAUCAGGUGCAAUUGAGACUGUAGGAGUUCCAUUGGACAGGGAGGAAAAAGAAGAAUAUGGACUGUUGGUACAAGCAGGCCGGGAGGAAGAUCGUCUUCGGGUUGCAAGGGCACUGGUUCGAGUUCAAGUCACUGAUGUCAAUGACAAUGCUCCUGUUUUUGUUGGACUGCCAUACUAUGCUGCUGUACAAGUGGAAGCAGAGCCUGGGACAGCAAUAUUUCGAGUGACAGCAGUAGACCGGGACAAAGGACAAAAUGGAGAGGUCAAUUACUUUCUGCAGGAUGAACUUGGACAUUUCGAGGUGGACCGUGUGAGUGGUGAGCUUCGCUUGCGAAGAGCUUUCGAGGCUGAUCUCUCCAGUGUAGAAUACCAGGUGCUAGUGUAUGCCCGUGACAUGGGAACACCUCCUCUGUCCUCUUCAGUCACUUUCCCUGUUACAGUGGUAAAUAGAGCAAUGCCUGUAUUUGACAGGCCAUUCUACUCCGUAAAAGUGAGUGAAGACAUACCAGUUUGGACUCCAAUUUUGGGAAUAAAUGCCAGCAGCCCUGAAGGCCAGAGUGUCCUUUACACAAUAACACACGGUGACCCUGGAACCCUCUUUUCUAUUGGUUUUGACACAGGGGUCAUUAGUGUAAUAGCUGGCCUUGACUAUGAGACCAGCCCUGCCCACAGACUCAUUGUUAGAGCAACUGACUGCCUCACAGGUGCUCGUGCAGAAGUGGAUGUUGAGGUUACUGUAUUGGAUGUCAAUGACAACCCUCCAGUGUUUGAGCAGCCCUUAUACAAAGCCGUAAUUUCAGAAUCUGCCAUGAUUGGUACUGCAGCUUUACAGGUCCUUGCAACGGACAGUGACUCUGAGAAAAAUGCAGCUGUCCGGUAUCAAAUCAUUCCAGACCGUACCAACAGCACUGACCACUUUCACAUUGACAGCAGCAGUGGCUUGAUUCUGACCGCUCGCUCUCUGGACCAUGAGACUAUCCAGCGUUAUGUGUUUCUUGUCAAGGCAACAGAUAAUGGAUUCCCCCCAUUGAGCAGCGAAGUGUGGGUCACAGUUGAUGUCACAGACACCAAUGACAAUGCUCCAGUGUUCAACCAACUACUCUAUGAAGCUUCGAUCAAUGAGUUGGCACCCAAAGGGCACUUUGUUACAUGCAUCCAGGCUUCUGAUGCAGACCGCUCAGAUGCAGAGUGCUUGCAGUAUGGGCUGGUGUCUGGAAAUGAAAGGAUGCUGUUUGAAUUAGAUGCUGCCUCAGGUGUCCUCACACUGAGUGGCCAGCGGCGCAUGCAGCGCAUGCCUUCUGCAAUUACCCUGAAUGUAAGUGUUUCUGAUGGAGUGUUUACCAGUACAGCACAAGUGCAUGUUCGAGUAGAGCGAGCUAAUCUGCAUUCCCCCCAGUUCACCCAGGGCAUGUAUGAGGCUGAUGUACGUGAGAAUGCUCCACCGGGAUCAAAAGUCAUUGCAAUCAGAGCACAAGAUGCAGAUCCUGGACCAUUUGGCGAUGUGAGGUAUGUGCUGCUCUCAGAUGCUGCUCGGGACCUGUUUACCAUUGAUAGCAGUGGGCAAAUUACAACUCUUGAAAGACUGGACCGGGAAGAGCGAAGUGAGAUGGUGCUGUCUAUUGCGGCCGUGGAUGCAGGUGGUCGAUCUGGAUACUGCAGUGUCAGGGUCACUAUAAUAGAUGAGAAUGACAAUGUUCCACUGUUUGGUGCCUCAGAGUACCAUGCAAGUGUGCGUUCUGAGGUUGAACCAGGGACGCUUGUGAUUCAAGUGCAAGCUUGGGAUUUAGAUCAAGAUGCCAAUGGACAAGUUAGCUACAGUCUGUACAGUGAAGCCAGUUUGCAGGUCACUGAACUUCUGGAUAUUGACCCAGACAGUGGGUGGGUUGUCACCAAAGGCAACUUUGUCCCUUUACGUGGCUCUGUACUGUCCUUUUUAGUUAAAGCCUCUGAUGGAGGUGCACCUGUCAGACAUUCCCUUGUCUCAGUAUACAUACAUGUUUUGUCCGCAGAUGCUCACAUUCCCUCCUUCAGCCAACCACAAUUCUCCUUUACGGUCCCAGAGGACAUGCCCAUUGGUUCCUUGCUGGGAGCGGUGCAUCUACACACCUCGACUAGCCACUCUUCCUUACCAGUAAGCUUUGCAACAGUGAUUGGACAAACUCCAGAAAGUAACAGUGAGGGAGUGUUUUUGGUAGACAAAGAAAGCGGAAUGAUCAAACUAGACAAAGCACUAGACCGAGAGCUGACACAGAUCUAUCAUUUCAAAGUAGUUGCAAUGUUGCAGCAGGGGCGAUUGGAUGCUGUUUCGGCUGUGGAUGUGGAGGUAAAAGUGCAAGAUGUCAAUGACAACAAACCUGCUUUUGAGUCAGAUACCUAUGAAACAUCAGUCACAGAGGGUCUUUCACCUGGGACUAGGAUUCUACAAGUACGAGCUUUGGAUCCUGAUUGGGCCGCUAAUGGACAAGUAACAUACAGUCUUGCACCCCCUGGGUUGCUUGGUGGCUCUGGCGGAGAGGACAUUGAAGAGCAUGGAGCUUACUUCACGAUUGACAGCAGCUCUGGUUGGAUAUCAACACUGAAAGGGCUUGACCAUGAACAGAGCCCUGCUCACAGUCUUACAGUCUGGGCAUUUGACCUUGGAGAUCCCGCUAGCCAGUCAUCCUCAACAACUAUAACUAUAGCAGUGAGUGACUCCAAUGACAACAUACCUCAAUUUCUUCAACCCCGUUAUUAUGGUAGUGUACGAGAGAGUGAUGCACCUGGUGAAGUGGUGGCAGUGCUGAACACACGAGACAAUGACAGCUCACCUGGGAACCGACAAGUCACUUAUCAUAUCACAGGUGGUAACAGAGGCGGUGUGUUCGCUCUGGGCUUGGUUCAGGGUGAGUGGAAGCUGUAUGUGAAACGUCCGCUGGAUCGUGAGGAGCAGGAGCGAUACCUCAUCAAUGUGACCGCCACUGAUGGACUCUAUGUUUCCACUGCUUCUGUUGAUGUGAUGGUCAUCGAUACUAAUGAUAACAGUCCUGUCUGUGAGCCGGCCUUGUAUUCAGUGUCCGUGUCUGAAGACGUUCCUCUGAAUAAGCAAAUCCUCCGAGUCAAAGCCACAGAUGCUGACACAGGCUCAAACGCACAAAUCCAGUUCUCCUUGUUCGGUUCUGGAGCAGAAGACUUCUUCAUUCAUCCACACACAGGCGAGCUGAAGACAGCCGUGGCACUGGACCGUGAAAAGGUGUCUCGAUACUCUCUGGUUGCUCGUGCGACGGAUGGUGGGGGUUUGUGGUGUGAAGCUGAGGUUGUGGUGGAUCUCCUAGAUGUGAAUGACAGUCCGCCGAUGUUCAGCAUGCCUCAUUACACCACCAGCGUCUACGAGAACACGGCUACUAAAGCUCUGCUCACCCGCAUACAAGCCAUAGAUCCUGAUCUAGGUGUUAACCGUAAAGUGGUUUAUUCCCUGGUGGAUUCAGCGGAUGGAUUCUUCUCCAUCGAUAAAUCCUCUGGGAUUGUGGUUCUGGAGCGUUUGUUGGACCGUGAGAUUCAGUCUUCAUAUCAUAUAGUGGUCCGAGCAUCAGAUCAAGGUGUUCCUGUCCGGCUCUCGUCCCUUGCAAACCUCACCAUCACAGUUCUGGACAUUAAUGACAACCCGCCAGUGUUUGAGCGGAGAGACUAUCUGGCCACUCUUCCAGAAGAUGUUGCGGUCGGCACAGAAGUAGUCCAGGUUUACGCUGCCAGUAAAGAUAUCGGCACCAAUGCUGAUAUUUACUACAACAUCAGAUCCGGAAACCAACAGGGCCAUUUCACCAUUAACGUCAACACAGGUGCCAUCUCUGUAUCUCGAGCGCUGGACUUCGAGUCCUGCAAGGAUUAUUUCCUGACGGUAGAGGCUACUGACGGAGGGACUCCGCCGCUCAGCGCUGUUACCAUGGUGAACAUCAACCUGACAGACGUCAAUGACAACUCCCCCAUAUUCAGCCGUGAUGCCUACAGCGUGUCCAUUAGCGAGGAUGCAAACAUAGGAGACACUGUGGUCAAGGUGAUGGCGGAGGAUGUGGACAGCUACGUCAACGGUGACAUCCUCUAUUCCAUCAUCAGCGGAGACAGAGAAAACCAGUUCUUCAUUGAGCCAAUCACAGGACAGAUCAAAGUCAACAAGCAGCUGGAUCGAGAAACGAUGGCUAGUUACUCGUUGUCUGUGAGAGCUCUGGACAGCGGGACUCCUGCCAUGUCCUCAACUGUUCUGGUCAACAUCGACAUCUCUGACGUCAACGACAACCCGCCCACAUUCACGCCGGCCAAUCACACUGCAGUUAUACAGGAGAACAAGCCUCUGGGAACGAGUGUCCUGCAGCUGUCCGUCAUUGAUAAGGAUGCCAGUCACAACGGCCCGCCUUUUCACUUCCGCAUCCUAUCAGGAAACGAGGGGGCGUGGUUUAAACUGGACAGGGAGGGACUGCUGACAUCCAGUCAGGUGUUUCGGAGGUCUGAAGGAACAGAAUACGUCAUUCAUGUGCAGGCCAGCGAUAGUGGUCGUCCACCGUUGUCGUCUGUGGCCUCAGUUUUAGUGCGUGUGAUUGAGGAAAGUGUUCAUAAACCGGCGGCGUCUCCUCUACACGUGCACAUCGUGACCAUGGAGGAUGAGUUUCCGGGAGGAGUGAUCGGGCAGAUCCACGCCACAGACCAGGACGCCUUCGAUAUCCUCACCUACGGACACACACACCAGCAGAGCAGCCUCUUCAAGGUGAGUCCUCGUGACGGUCGUAUCAUUGCUCUGAGUGGUCUGGACGCAGGCCGCUACACCCUAAAUGCCACAGUCACCGAUGGCCGCUUCACUGUGACCGUUCCCGUGAGUGUGCACGUGGAGCAGGCCUCAGUGGAGAUGCUUCACGAUGCCGUCACUGUCCGAUUCGACCGUGUCUCCCCUCACGACUUCAUCUCCCGUCACCUGCCCUCCGUCAGACGCGUCCUGUCCAGCGUCAUGUCCACAUCCCGUCCCGACGCUCUGCACGUGCUCAGUGUGCAGCCGGUGGAGGCAACUGGGCAGCUGGACCUGCUGGUGGCUGUGGAAAGCGCUGAAGGUGGAGGCUUUUAUAAGGCAGCUUUAGUGACCCAGAAGCUGAGCUCGGCCCGCCGGCAGCUGGAUCAGGUGCUGAGAGUGUCUGCGGUCCUGGAUAAAAACUGCUCAGGUCUGGACUGCAGAGAGGCACAGUGUGAACAAACCAUCACGCUGGACUCGCACAGUCUGCUCACUUACAGCUCCACCAAAACCAGCUUUGUGUCGCCCAAGUUUCACAGGAACACCAGAUGCGUCUGCAGUGACGGGAGCUGUUCUGCUGCGUCAGAGGUGUGUGCGGAUAUGAGGUGUCCUGGUGAUAUGCAGUGUGUGGGCACAGACAGCAGCAGAGGGCCGUAUGCAUGCCAGUGUCCACCGGGCAAACUGGGAGAGUGUGCAGGACACACCUCUCUGAGCUUCUCUGGGAACAGUUAUAUCAAGUACAGAGUGACGGAUGGAGAGAGAAGUGGAGAGAUGAAGUUAGCGCUGCGCAUCAGAACACUGCAGAGUAAAGGAAUCAUCAUGUACACACGAGCGGACCCCUGCAGUGUGCUGAAGAUCGAAGAGGGAAAGCUGUGGUUCCAGUUGGAUUGUGGGAACAGUCCCAGGAGCAUCGGGAUCUCCGGCCGGCUGGUAAAUGACGGGAACUGGCACCACGUGGUCGUGGAGCUGCGAGGAAACUACAGCAGCCUCUCUUUAGAUGAUAUGUACGUGGAGCGGCGACUGACCACUGCCAAAUUCCGGCCUUUAGGAGCAGAUCUGUCCAUUUAUUUCGGAGCGCAAGUGUCACCUCCAGAUGCCCGGAGCUUGACUGAGAGGAAGGGUCCGAGAGUCACCAAUGGAUUCCAGGGAUGUCUAGACUCAGUGGUGCUCAAUGAUAAUGAACUGCCACUCCAGAACAAGCGUAGUCCGUAUGCGGAAGUGGUUGGAUUGACGGAUCUCAAACUGGGAUGUGUUCUGUAUCCUGACGCGUGUGUUGCUCAGCCCUGCCUCAAUGGCGCCACCUGUAUCAGCCUGCCAUCUGGAGGUUUCUCCUGCAGUUGCAGCGCUCUGCACACCGGAGGGCGCUGCGAGACUGAGAUCAGCGUAUGUAUGCCCAACCCGUGCCAGAACGGCGGAGUCUGUAAACCCAUAGGAAAUGCCUUCAUCUGCAGCUGCAAGAGAGGAUACACCGGUGCAACGUGUGAGGAGGACGUGAACGAGUGUGAGCGUGAGCUGUGUGAGAACGGCGGCGUCUGCAUCAACACGUUCGGCUCUUUCUACUGCAACUGCACUCCUGGUUUCGUGGGCAGCGCUUGUUCGGUCCGUCCGGUGCUUGUCCCAGAUAUGCAGGCCGGACAUGCUUACGUUGGAAAAGAGGAGCUUAUCGGCAUUGCAGUUGUGCUCUUCCUCAUCCUCACCCUCAUCCUCCUUUUCAUCGCCUUCAGGAAGAAAGUAUUCCAGAAGAGUUACUCCAGGAAUAACCUUUCCUUAGUUCAGGAUCCGGCGACAGCCGCCCUGCUGCACAAAGCCAACGGGGGCCACUAUCCGCCGCUACGCUGCGCAAUUGGAGAACCAAUCAGCUUAUACACUGAAGGAGGUAUAACCGGGCCGCCUCAGGUUCCGGUCCGGCCCAUGGCAUACACUCCGUGUUUUCCAGGGGACGCUCGGGGGACGCUUGAGAAGCGGGACGGACGAGGCUCGGAGCUCACAGAAAUGAGCACAUUUCAUCCUUCAGAGUCGCCGAGGAUUCUGGGCGGGACCAACAGGAGGGGUGUGGUCGUGUGCAGCGUAGCGCCCAAUUUGCCACCGGUUUCACCGUGCCGGUCGGACUGUGAUUCGCUGCGGAAGAGUCCAUGGGAGGAGGAUGGUAAAGUUGAUUUGCUGGAAGAGGUCACAUGUUUCUCUGGCAGUAACAAGGGCAGUAAUUCAGAGGUCCAGUCACUGAGCUCAUUUCAGUCGGACUCGUGUGACGAUAACGCUUCCAUAGUGACGGUAAUUCGGCUGGUCAAUGAUGCAGUCGACACGAUUGAGAAUGAAGUGUCCGUUAUGGAUCAAGGUCAAAACUUCAACAGAGCAUACCAUUGGGACACUUCUGAUUGGCUGCCCAGCACACGCCUACCUGACAUCGAGGAAGUUCCCACCUACGAAACGCCUGAAGUGGGCGUGGCCUUAGAAUCAGACUAUUAUCUAGGCGGAUUUGACAUUGACAGUGACUACCCGCCUCCUCAGGAGGAGGAGUUCAUGUCCCAGGACCAGCUUCCCCCACCCCUUCCCACUGAGGAAUUCGACACCUCGCCUGCCAAUCAACCCGUCUCCAGGGAGAGCACUCUGAGUGGUGACCGAAAGCCCCGGCCACAUUUUCACCCCAGCCAAUACUUGCCCCCACAUCAGCUGCCGCUUGGCUCCACGGGGGAGGAGUUUAGCACUUUCACCGGCAGGGAGGAGCGCCUGUCCGUCAACGCUUCCUCCGCCUCCUCUGUUUCCUCCGCCCCCUGCGGGUUCGAAGACUCUGAGACUGGAGGAAGUCUGGACAGUUUUGAAGACAUGCAUCCGCAUACGCAGCAGACUGAGGUCUGAUAUGUCAACAGGACGUGUUUUCUGACAUAAAAGACACAAACUCUCGCAUCUGUCUGAGCUUGUAUGAAUACAGCAGGACGGAUGUGCACUCACAGAGCUGCCCAAUGCAUGAGCAGCCCAAAUAUAAAAGCACAGGAAGUGUCCGGAAGUGAUGUCAUGGACGGGGGACCAUACGAUUAAAGCAACAAGAAGCGGAGACCAAUGAUCUGUAGACGUGUUUUCCGAAGAUGCCUGGUGCAUUUCAUUGUUCCUUCCAGAUCCGGAUGUGUUUGGUGCUGCCCUUUUUGUGUGUUCGAAAUCGGGAUGUGCUCUAAAACCUAGUGAGCUGGCUAUUUAGACGGUAUCAUGCUGCCUUCUAAGAUACCUUGUUUUGUUCAGAUUUUGAGUAUUUUAUUUUUAAUUUAACAAUGUAAGGUUCACUUUUAUUUUCAGAAUUGGACAUUUUAGCAGUUAACUUGUUUCGCUGAAAUCCAUAGGUACCAAAAAAUGGUAUUAUUUCAAGAACAUAUGGUUUCAAAAGUGAACCCUAGAUAGCGGAUAUGUUGAGCAUACCGACUGUACAUAUGUAAUUCAGUAUUUUUAAAAAUGGGUAAAUAUAAUUUUUAAUUAAUGUAGAACAUGUGUCUCAAACUCAAUUCCUGGAGGGCCGCAGCUCUGCACAGUUUUGCUCCAACCCUGAUCAAACACAGCUGAUCCAACUAAUCAAGGUGUUCGAGACUCUUUUGAAGAGUCUUUUGGUUUUGAGUCACAGUUCUAAAGUUCAAUUUCAAAUAGUUUAUUUUAUUUUUAAGACCUGAGCUGACCUAAUUCUUUCAGUAGAAUGGCAAUAAAUGUCAUGUAAAAUGGCAUUCAAACUCACAUUAUUAGCAUUUAACACUGAAUACAGCACAUGAGGUGUACCUGAGGUGAUCAUAGUCAGUUUUCUGUUGUUCAGCUGUGAGAAAUAUAAACGGUUUCUAAAAUAUAAAUUUUAGGUGUUGGUUAGGACAAAAACUCCUUUUAAUAUGGAAAAUAUUCCUUCUAUGCUUUUAUUUAGAACAGCCUUUAGGCUAGAUAGUCAAGCAGGAUGUUGAUGUCGUCAAUCUGCGCUCACAUGUGUAUUGAACAUGGGGUGCAAUACCUGGUUCAACCACUGGGUGUCAAACUUACAUACUGCACCUUUAAAACUUUUAGCCAGAUAGAUUGAUUUAAGUCGAGUUGAUUAGAAAAGUUAAUUUGUUAAAAUAGUUAAGUUAAAAUGGUUACAUUUAUUAAAACACUUUAACCUUAAGAACCGUAAAAAAAAAAAAAUUCUUGCUGCCUUAAGUUGUUUAGUUGAAUCAAAUCAUCUCAUCUUACAUCAAUCAAACUGACUAAAAGUAUUAAGUUAAACUUUGUAUAACUUAAAAAAUAUAGUUGAAACCUGAUUGACUAAUUAAAAUAAGUUAACGCAACAUAAAAAAAAAUAUAUUUGUUGCCUUUUUGUCAUUAUUUUUUACAGUGCAGUCUUUGCUUGUACAUAACUAUCAAUCACCAAUUGGAGGGUUUACCGCUCAGCAUUUUCACUCCUAAAAUGAUCUUGGUAUUGUAAGAAAUAGCAUUGCACCAUCUUACAUUACAUUUCGCAUGAAUUUUAUUAAGGAUUUAUGGCAGUUUGCUGGUCUCAAACUAGUUGGGAGAACUUCCAAUCAUCUUUUCUGUUGUUUGUUUAUUUGUUUGUCUGUUUAAGCUAAUUAUUAUUCCGCCGAGUCGCUUUUCUUUUCGUUCGCUCACUUAUGAGGGUCCAUUUGAGUUCAGAUGUCGACUCAGAAGGCAGCUCAUUAGGUUUUGGAACAGAACUCCUGCAGUCUGUGCACAGGUGGACAUGAAUAUGAAUCACUUUGUAUAAACAGUCCAAAAAAAAAAAAAAGCACACGUUUUAUGGUGUUAUCUUCCCAAUUUUAUUGUUAAUGCAUUUUUAUUUUUGAUUUUUUUGGUGCACUAAACCGAUGGACAAUAUGUUCAUAUUUACUUCGGCCAAGCCUGAAAUCAUUUUUCCAUGUCACGCUUAAAGCCCAGGACUGGCAGCGGCGUCUUCAUUUGUGUGAAGCAUUAGCCAGAUCCUCAAUAGCACUAUUUGGAUGAAGCGCGUGAGUGUUUUAAUGGAACGUGGGCAAAUUCUCUUCUGUACGUUAUGUCUGCCUCUUUUAAUGAUUAUUCUCGAUUGCAUAUCAGAAAGCCAUAUGCAGAAUAUCAUCAUAACGUUUGUAUGUGUUCGCAGGCACUUACAAUGCAAGAAUGACACACGCCUGUAGCAUGAAGUACAAAAACCUCCAGAGAAAGAAGCGCUGGGAGAGGACGAAAGCAAUAACAGCAAGUCAGAAAAGAGGGAAAAUGCCAAGUCCUGAAACAGAAUACUGAAUAAGAGAUGCAGGGAAGGAAAUGUAAAGAAAGUGAAAAUCAAUAAAAUAUAAAUCAAAAUGAGAAGGAGAGAGAAAGGCGAGAGAGAGGAGCAGAUUUGGAUUGGAAAGGCACACAUGAUUUGAGAAAGCGCUCUGUAAAUCUUAAUGCCGUUUUUUGUACAAGCUGUAAUUUUGAGAUGAAUUGUUGUACAGUGUAUAUAAGUGAGUUGUUCAAAUGCAGAUUUUGUAGAUAUUGAACUGUAAUCAUGGCAGGGUUUGUUCAUUCUGCGGACAGACACGCAAACCUACAGUACGCUGACAUUUUUAACAGAUCCGCGCACUUGCUUUUGCUUGUGUGCGUUUUUUUCGCAGCUCCGAUUUUCACAGGUGGAAAAGCGCUUUUUACUUCUUCUUUUUUUUUUAAAGCAUUUCUCCGUCCAUGUUUUUUUUUUUUGUUGGCAUUUCAGUUUAUUAUAGGAAAUGAAAUUCCUCUGCUCCUGCUGCCUUUGUGUAGGGGUUCUUUCUAUUCAUUGUUUUGGUUUUGAAUCAUUGUUCUGUUGACUGUAAAACAGUAUUUAAACAUGCCUGUUAUAAAUGUAAAAAUGCUUUUCGUCACUCCUGGAUUUUUGUUUAAUUUGUUUUGUUGUUGUUUUUUUUUAAGU
Molecule: messenger RNA, 13420 nt
Organism: Danio aesculapii
Lineage: Eukaryota; Metazoa; Chordata; Actinopteri; Cypriniformes; Danionidae
Gene: fat3a
Product: FAT atypical cadherin 3a
Exons: 28
Coding region: 1-10398 (3465 amino acids)
Biological process (GO): homophilic cell-cell adhesion
Cellular component (GO): plasma membrane
Molecular function (GO): calcium ion binding
Source: RefSeq, a predicted model, not a curated record